AUGAAUUUGCAUUGCUGGGAAACUCCAAGUGAACCGUUCCAAAAGGACCAUGUUGACUUAGCGGGGCCAUUCUUGGACACCUACUUCUUCAUCUACGUCGAUGCCUUCAGCAAAUGGCCGGAUGUCCAAAUAUGCAAAUCAAUCACUGCCGAAAGUACCGUCAACAUGUGCCGUGAGAUCUUCAGUAAGUUCGGCAUUCCGUCAGUACUGGUGAGCGAUCAUGGAGUCCAGUUUACUUCGGAGGCUUUUCAGCAGUUUCUGAAAAUGAAUGGGGUCGUGCAUAAGAUGGGCGCGCCGUACCAUCCAGCAACGAACGGCCAAGCUGAGCGAUAUGUGCAGAUUAUCAAACAGAAGUUGAAGGCGUUGAAGUGCUCCAAGUCCCAGCUGAAUCUGGAGCUAUGCAACAUACUACUAACCUACCGUAAAAUGAUUCAUCCAUCAACCGGGAAGUCGCCGUCAAUGCUCGUGUUCGGUAGACAAAUCCGUUCGAGACUUGACCUGUUGUUGCCGAAAAAUGAGCCUACAAGCAAAGCGGACAUUGUCGUACGUCAGUUCCUGGACGGCGAUCGAGUGCGUGUGCGUGACUUUUUGUCUAGCAGCAAGUGGAAGUUUGGAAGAAUUGCCGAGAAAGUUGGGAAGCUACGAUAUGCAGUGCGAUUGGACGAUGGACGAAUUUGGGAGCGCCACAUUGACCAUAUUGUUGGUGUUGGCGCGAAUCUACAGGGAGAUCCGGUGGACCCUCCGAGGCGUGAGGUGUUCAUUGAACGCUACGAGUCAAUCAAUCCUACUACUCCGGCGGUGUCUCCUACUGCUGCCGAACCUGUUGCGGAGGCUGCUGGUGCAAUACCGGUGGUUCCUAGCCGCCAUUCCACAACGAAAUCGACUCCUGCUCCUGUUUCGGAGAGUUCUUCGGCUACCGAGGCUAGCCAAUCUGCUGUGUCGGAGUCUACAACACCGUUACGACGAUCCAGUCGUGUGAUCAAACCUCCUCAGAGAUUGAACUUGUAA
Molecule: messenger RNA, 1008 nt
Organism: Armigeres subalbatus
Lineage: Eukaryota; Metazoa; Arthropoda; Insecta; Diptera; Culicidae
Exons: 1
Coding region: 1-1008 (335 amino acids)
Biological process (GO): DNA integration
Molecular function (GO): nucleic acid binding
Source: RefSeq, a predicted model, not a curated record